Cladocopium goreaui is the source of this 461-nucleotide messenger RNA. The record is from the annotation of a GenBank genome assembly. Lineage: Eukaryota; Dinophyceae; Suessiales; Symbiodiniaceae.
GUUACGCUGCCAUGGGCAUGCAAGGAGCAGGAAAGAUUGAGGUGGGUUGCGUGGCGGAUGUGACCCUGUGGGAUCUCACAGCCAUGUCGCUUCUCCCUCGGGGCGACCCCGCCAGCCUCCUGGUCUUGGGUCGUCCCCAACAAGGGCCGGGCCAGGCCGGUAGUGCUCUGCAUUCCUCCUUCGUGCGCGGCCGGCGCGUGGUGUCUGGAGGCCUGCCCUUGACCUGCAACCUGCGACGCCUACGGGAGACCCUCUGGCGUCACAGCGAGCCGCGCGCCACCGGCGCGGCGGCCAUGGACCCAUUGGCGCGGCCCAGCGCGGAGAUGCAGCGGGCGGCGGAGGUGGAGUACCGCGGAGCAGUAGGAUUGGAUGGCAGCGAAGGACCGCGCCAGCUCUCGUCCCACUUGGCGCUCAGGACCAUCUGGGACUAUGCGGGGGCCUGUGCCCUGGCUUUCACCUGA